AUGGUCGUCCUCGCUGCGUCGAUAGUGACCAGGGGUGGCAAAGCCGUCUUGUCUCGCCAGUUUCGCGAAAUCAACAGAGCCAGAGUUGAAGGUCUGUUAGCGUCGUUUCCCAAACUUGCCGAUGCUGGGACACAGCACACUACCGUUGAGCAAGACAAUGUGCGCUUCGUUUACCAGCCCCUCGACGAACUGUACAUGGUCCUGAUCACCAACCGACAAUCAAAUAUUCUUCAAGAUAUUGACAGCCUGCACCUCUUCGCUCAAGUUGUUCAGAGCAUCUGCAAGAAAUUGGAUGAACGAGAAAUCACUCGCAAUGCGUUUGAGCUCCUGUCUGCCUUCGACGAACUGGUCACGAUGGGCUAUCGGGAGAACCUCACAAUGAGCCAAAUCAAGACUUUCCUUGAAAUGGAGUCUCACGAGGAAAGAAUACAGGAGAUUAUUGCUCGCAAUAAGGAAUUGGAAGCCUCAGAGGAGCGCAAAAGGAAGGCCAAGCAACUUGAGAUGCAGCGCAAGGAAGCUGCUCGCUCAGCAGCAUAUGGCCGUGGCGUUGCGCCAAAAAUGCCCCAGUAUCCGACAUACACCCCUCCCUCCCAGCCCUCGACCACAAGCACAUACGAUGCAUAUGAAGCUGAGAAGAACAAGACCUUCAACAAGCCUAUCGCCUCACGUGGCAAGGGUAUGCAGCUGGGAAAGAAGUCGAAGACGACUGAUAUCUAUGACAGGGUCAAGGCUGACCUAGGCACACCUGAAGUGGAAGAACAGCCCUUGAUUCAGCCUUCUGCGCCCUCAGUGCCCGCCUCUCGCCCCUCGCUCGACGCGGCGAACCCAAUCAACGUGCUAAUUUCCGAGCAGCUAUCCGCACGUCUCUCUCGUGAUGGAGCUCUUAAGUCCUUUGAAGUGAAGGGCGAUUUGCAAUUGAAGAUCUCCGACCCGGCUCUCACGAAAAUCUCUCUUUCCCUGCUAGCCAAUGACGGUCCACUUAAAGCGCAAUUCCGCACGCAUCCCAACGUCGACAAGAAUCUGUUUACCAGUAACAAAACCAUUCAACUCAAAGAUACCAGCAAGCGCUUUCCAGCCAAUAACAGCAUCGGUGUCCUUCGCUGGCGCGCCACAGCGCCUGCGGACAGUCAGGAUGUAUUGCCUAUUACGUUCACGGUUUGGGUCAACCGCAGCGAUGACAGCUACACCAUCACGAUCGAGUACGAACUUACAUCUCCAACUUCUACGCCAUUGAGGGACGUUGUGGUCACAAUUCCCUACUCGACUGCGGAGCCUGCUGUGAGCAGCUUCGACAGCAUGUAUGAGGUCACCGGGGACAGCCUAGAGUGGACUAUUGGAGCCAUUGACGAGAGCAACGCCAGCGGCAGUUUUGAAUUUGAAGCGCAAGUCGGCGAUGGCGGAGACGAGAGCGAGUUCUUCCCUAUGAGCGUCAAGUUUGAAAUGGUGAAACCCUACAUCGAGGUUGAUGUCAAUGCGGCCACAUUAGUGGAGGAAGGUGAGGAAAUGGAUUUCGAAAAGGCUAUGCGGUGUACGGUUGAGAGCUUCGAGAUUGAGUGA
Molecule: messenger RNA, 1557 nt
Organism: Cyphellophora europaea CBS 101466
Lineage: Eukaryota; Fungi; Ascomycota; Eurotiomycetes; Chaetothyriales; Cyphellophoraceae
Exons: 2
Coding region: 1-1557 (518 amino acids)
Biological process (GO): retrograde vesicle-mediated transport, Golgi to endoplasmic reticulum; endoplasmic reticulum to Golgi vesicle-mediated transport; Golgi localization
Cellular component (GO): cytosol; COPI vesicle coat
Source: RefSeq, a predicted model, not a curated record